AUGGAGCGCCCAGCCAAAAGAGCCAGGGUCUCACCAGACUCGGCUAAAAGAAACGAUUCCCUACCGGAUCGAGUCUCUACGCCUCUGGCUUCCCUGCAUCGGUCUAUCACACCGCCAUCCAGGGCUCGCUCACAAACACGAGCUGCCUCCAAUUCAUCGUGUCCCGACAUGAAUAGCAACCAGGUUGAGGGCGACAAGUCCGAGUCCACUACCAAAAGAUCACACCGUCUUAUCUCAUCUCCUGUCCAGCUCACAAAGAUUCGGGACUUUCCAGAGCAGAAAGGGUACAAUGUUGACACAGUCAAGCUACGCGACAUCCUCGGAGAUCCUAUGAUCAGAGAAUGUUGGCAAUUCAACUACCUUUUUGAUGUUGAUUUUCUCAUGUCCCAUUUCGACGAGGAUGUCCGCGGUCUGGUGAAGGUCAAAGUGGUGCACGGAUCUUGGGAGCGGGAGUCUGCGAAUCGGAUCAGAGUGGAGGAAGCAUGUUCACGAUAUCCAAAUGUCGAGCCUAUCAUCGCAUACAUGCCUGAGCGAUUCGGCACGCAUCAUUCGAAAAUGAUGAUUCUUCUACGACAUGACCAUCUAGCCCAAGUCGUGAUCCAUACGGCAAACAUGAUCCAUGGAGACUGGACCAACAUGACCCAAGCAGUAUGGCGAUCUCCAUUGCUUCCAUUUCAAAAGUCCGGAACCUCAGCAACAGCGUCUAUGAAGCCAGAAUUCGCUACUGGUGCACGCUUCAAGAGAGACCUGCUGUCCUACCUCAAAGCGUACGGUGCAAAGAAAACAGGAUCGCUGGUUCAGGAACUCAAUCGGUUUGAUUUCGACUCGGUUCGUGCAGCGCUUAUCGCGAGUACCCCUUCCAAGCAGGUGUUCAACGAUCUUGAUUCCGACAAAUCUACCUUAUGGGGAUGGCCAGCAUUGAGAGAUCUCAUGGGGCAUGUCCCAAUUCAAGGCAAGCCCAAGAGAGGCAAUCAACAUCCCAGUUUGCAACCGCAUAUUGCUAUACAGAUCUCCUCAAUCGCCUCCCUCGGCCAAACAGACAAAUGGCUUAGAGAGGUAUUUUUCAAAGCACUCGCUCCAAAACCGACGCCCUCGCAGCCUAAAUACUCCAUCCUAUUCCCGACACCCGACGAGAUUCGCCGCUCGCUAGAGGGGUAUGGCUCGGGCGGCUCAAUUCACAUGAAGAUACAGAGUGCACCACAGCAAAAACAACUGCAAUAUAUGCGGCCAUAUCUCUGUCACUGGGCGGGGGAUGGGCUAUCUGCAUCCAACUGUAUUGAUCUAUCGGAAGAAACCCCUCGCAAGCGAGAAGCAGGUCGGGCUCGUGCAGCGCCUCACAUCAAGACGUAUAUUCGGUAUACCGAUACAGAGACUAUGGACAGCAUUGAUUGGGCGAUGGUCACGUCUGCGAAUUUAUCCACGCAAGCCUGGGGUGCGGCAGUCAAUCAGAGUGGCGAGGUGCGGAUCUCGAGCUAUGAGAUUGGUGUUGUGGUUUGGCCGGAGCUAUUUCUGGAUGAGAACACCACCGAGUCAAAGGAGACAGGAUCUGCAACUGCACGGAUGGUACCUUGCUUUAAACGCGACCAACCCGCUAUUGCUCAAGCGGAAAAUGUAUCCGAGGAUGGGGCUGUGACCGUGGUUGGCUUCCGCAUGCCGUAUGACCUCCCACUGACGCCGUACAGCGCCUCGGAUGUGCCGUGGUGCGCAUCCGCAUCGCACCCCACGCCAGACUGGCGCGGACAAACCUGGAUCGACUGA
Molecule: messenger RNA, 1758 nt
Organism: Penicillium daleae
Lineage: Eukaryota; Fungi; Ascomycota; Eurotiomycetes; Eurotiales; Aspergillaceae
Product: tyrosyl-DNA phosphodiesterase 1
Exons: 4
Coding region: 1-1758 (585 amino acids)
Biological process (GO): single strand break repair; double-strand break repair
Cellular component (GO): nucleus
Molecular function (GO): double-stranded DNA binding; single-stranded DNA binding; 3'-tyrosyl-DNA phosphodiesterase activity
Source: RefSeq, a predicted model, not a curated record